This is a messenger RNA of Paramecium tetraurelia, 1025 nucleotides long. RefSeq lists its product as uncharacterized. The transcript has 5 exons. The record is from RefSeq and is a predicted model, not a curated record. Gene Ontology annotation, molecular function: thiosulfate transmembrane transporter activity; malate transmembrane transporter activity; oxaloacetate transmembrane transporter activity. Gene Ontology annotation, biological process: oxaloacetate transport; phosphate ion transmembrane transport; thiosulfate transport. NCBI's taxonomy places the organism in Eukaryota, Ciliophora, Oligohymenophorea, Peniculida, Parameciidae.
AUCUUUAAUUAAUUAAAUAAAAUGCUUGGAUCAUACAAGAGAUAUUGGGAGCCAUCUCUUACAGAAGUAGUUGGUCUUUCAGUGCCAGUAGGUGCAGUUGCCACAUUCCUUACUUAACCAUUGGAAUUUGUUAAAACUAGAAUCUAAGUUAGAACCGAAGGAAUUGGUUUGAGAUAAUUGAAAAAUGAAUUGGGAGUGAAUCCAUGGAGAAUAUUCAGAGAGAUUCAUGAAACUGGAGGUGGUUUGGCUCAUUUUUAUUAUGGAUUUGACGCAGCAAUAUACAGUAGAUUGGGGCUAUCUCUUUAUCAGAAACUUUUUAUAUAAAGCAAUAUACGAUUAAGUUAAGCCAGUCAAACCAUUCAACGAUUUGACACUCAGAGAAAAGGCUGUUCUUUCUGGAUCUGUUGGAGCAUUUGCUGCUUUUGUUACAUCUCCAUUCGAAUUAGCUCAAGUCAGAAUGAUUGCUGACGGUGGUCUCCCCCAACCAAUCAGAAGAAAUUACAAAUCCGCAUUCGAUGCCAUUAAUAGAAUCUAAGUUGAAGAAGGAGGAAGCAGAGCAUUGUUCAGAGGAGCCUUUGCUCAUGUGGUCAAAUUGGCAGCCUUGAACGUAUCCUUAACUGGACCAUAUGAUUACAUGAAGGAAAAAAUUUGGUUGGUUUUCGGAGAUUUUGGAUUCAACCACUUCCUUGCAUUAACUUGGGCUUCAUUUUGGGCAACUCUUUUCACCCUACCAUUAGAUAAUGUCCAAACCAGAGUUCUUAAGGCAUUCCCAGAUCCCUCUAAAAAUAGAUUAAAUUACUAAAACUAUUUGGAUGUCUUCAAGCAAAUCUUCUUCUAUGAAAGAAUCCAUGGAUUUUAUGCAGGUGCUGUCCCCUACUAUGGCAAAAUGUUCUUAACAGCUUGGUUAACAUGCACCUUAGUCAAUGGAGUCAUGGAUAGUCAAAAGAGAGCUGCAGGAUUGGAAGAAUGGCAAAUUUGAUUAAUUAUAAAUCAAACACAAUUAUCAUAAUAAUUCUUCUUUGUUA